CGCAAUCCGCAGGCUCUUCCUUGAGUUAACAUGGCUGCUGCCGGCGAUCCUCAGGGACCCUGGUGACGAGAGGAGGCGAGGCUUUUCCGAAACUUUGCCCGCAAUCCCCUCAGCGAUGGCGCUUCGGUCGCGGUUCUGGGAGUUGUUGCCGGUUUGCAGGAACCCCGGGUGUGGGGUCGCGGCGAUCUCCACCAGAUCCACGCCGGCCCUGAAGCCUGAGGGGGACCCUCUGGACAAUGAAGCGGUUGCCCCGCAGUUCACCAACCGGAACCCCCGGAAUCUGGAGCUCUUGGCUGUAGCCAGGAAAGAGCGGGGCUGGGGGACAGUGUGGCCCUCCCGCGAGUUCUGGCACAGGUUGCGAGUCAUAAGGACUCAGCAUCACAUAGAGGCCCUUGUCGAGCAUCGCAGUGGCCAGGUCGUGGUUUCAGCAUCCACGCGUGAAUGGGCUAUUAAAAAGCACCUUUAUCGUACCAAAAAUGUGGUGGCCUGUGAGAGUAUAGGAAGAGUGCUGGCGGAGCGAUGCUUAGAGGCAGGAAUCAACUUCAUGGUCUACCAACCAACUCCUUGGGAGGCAGCCUCAGACUCGAUGAAGCGACUGCAGAGUGCUGUGACAGAAGGUGGGGUGGUGCUGCAGGAGCCUCGGAGAAUCUAUGAGUGAAAUGCAAGCGUUGUUUGGAACGUGUAGAUAUAAAGCUGUCGGCUCUUACAUCCGUCAGAAGAGAGCGUCUGGAAGAACAGCCAGCUUGGGAGUUUUAGACAAUAAUGUGACAGCAGAAUGUUAGUAGUAGUUAAGGUCAUCCCGUCCUCCCCUUGUGUUUGUUUUUUUAAAUCAAGGGCUAAAUUCUUCCCCUCUCUUGGACAUGAGGGAUGUAUCUGAGAAAAGCUGUCACCAAUUAUAAUUAACUUUUGAAGGACAAAUUAAAUGCUGUUUAUAAGUUAAAGAAUAAAGGCAUAUUAUGAACUC
Messenger RNA from Ceratotherium simum simum (southern white rhinoceros), 964 nucleotides. It is a transcript of the gene MRPL18, whose product is annotated as mitochondrial ribosomal protein L18. NCBI's taxonomy places the organism in Eukaryota, Metazoa, Chordata, Mammalia, Perissodactyla, Rhinocerotidae. Gene Ontology annotation, cellular component: mitochondrion; ribosome. Gene Ontology annotation, molecular function: 5S rRNA binding; structural constituent of ribosome. The record is from RefSeq and is a predicted model, not a curated record. Gene Ontology annotation, biological process: translation.